Molecule: messenger RNA, 1178 nt
Organism: Magnolia sinica
Lineage: Eukaryota; Viridiplantae; Streptophyta; Magnoliopsida; Magnoliales; Magnoliaceae
Product: protein DMR6-LIKE OXYGENASE 2-like
Exons: 4
Coding region: 35-1039 (334 amino acids)
Source: RefSeq, a predicted model, not a curated record
AUUCAAGUUGUUGUGGUCCAUUAGCAGUUUGAAGAUGGAGAAGCUCGUUUCCUCCCGUGUCAACAAGCAAUCGGUGCCGGAAUCUUACGUAUUUCCACCGGAAAAACGUCCCGGCGAUGUGGCGGUUCGUACUUGCAACUCGAUCCCGGUCAUUGAUUUGGGUGGAAGCGAUCAGGCUGAAGUAAUCGAGCAAAUUUUGAGAGCUUGUGAAGAAUAUGGUUUCUUUCAGCUAGUUAAUCAUGGAGUCCCCGAAAAAAGCAUCAAUGACAUGAUGGGCGUCGCCAUGGAAUUUUUCGAGAUGCCAGUCGAGGAGAGAGCAAAGCUGUACUCAGAAGAUCCUAGCCAGGUUGUGAGAGUUAAGGCAAGCAUCAGAUAUGACAAUGAAGAUGUGCAUUAUUGGAGGGAAAAUCUACGACAUCCUUCCCAUCCUGUCGAGAAAUUCAUAAAUUUAUGGCCCGAAAAACCGAGUAGAUAUAGGGAUGUGGCUGCAACAUACAGUGUAGAGGUAAGAGGAGUGGCUUUGAGGAUUUUAGAGCUAAUAUGCGAAGGAUUGGGGCUUGAAAGGGACUACUUCGGCGAUGAACUUAGCAGCACGCAAGUGUUGUCGAUAAACCAUUAUCCAAAAUGUCCAGACCCAAGCUUAACUUGGGGUCUGCAACAGCAUUGUGACCCAAAUAUCAUCACCCUUCUUCUUCAAGGUGAAGUAAGUGGCCUCCAAGUCUUCAAGGAUGGGGAAUGGAUGGGUGUAGAGGCUCUUCCCAAUGCAUAUGUGGUGAAUUUAGGCCAACAGAUGCAGAUUAUCAGUAAUGGGCGAUUAAAGAGCGUCAAGCACCGCGUCGCUACCAAUUCCACUGCUGCUCGAACGACUGUCGUGGCCUUCAUCUAUCCUGAUAAGGAUAGCAUUAUAGCCCCUGCACCAACGCUGGUCGAUGUAAAAAGCUCGCCGCUCUACCGGGCCUUUCGAUUCCAAGAGUUCGUUAACACUUAUACGGAUAUAUCUGACGACAAAGAAACAACAUUGAAACAUUUUAAGCUUUAAGAUUAAAAAUAAUAUCCACUAUUUUAAAAGAAAAUAAUGCUUAUUAUUAUGUAUGCAUAAACAUUGCAAGGGUUUGUAGAAGGUAUUUUAUAUAAGCUAUUGAUCUGAAGUAACAUGGGCUUAGCAACUCUUAUUAGAA